UCUUUAUAUUCAGCAACAACAAAGAAACAUGACUGACCGUGGUAUGAAAAUCAUAUUAACGGGAAACAAUUUCGUUGGAAAAAGUUCUCUAGUGCGUCAAUAUGUAGAUAACGACUUUACUUAUAACUAUGAGCUUCACAGAAGAAGCUGGAACUGUAAUAAAAAGGAGAUGGUGUUAAAAGGUUGCAAAGUGGCAUUGCAGCUUUGGGCCACAGUUGGGGCAAGGGAAUUCCGAACUGAGGAACAAUAUAGAGAUGCAGAUGGCUGCAUUAUCGUUUUUUCAGUUACGAAUCGAAAAUCAUUCGAGGAUCUUAAUUUGUGGCGAAAUGAGUUCCUUUCGCUGGGAAAACCACAAAAUCCUGAACAAUUUCCGUUUGUCGUUGUAGGCACAAAAAUUGAGGUGGAAGCUGAUCGAGCGGCAAGUCUAUAUUAA
Drosophila sulfurigaster albostrigata is the source of this 433-nucleotide messenger RNA. Its product is annotated as ras-related protein Rab-7a-like. Gene Ontology annotation, biological process: regulation of vacuole fusion, non-autophagic. Gene Ontology annotation, molecular function: GTPase activity; GTP binding. The coding region runs from base 29 to 433 and encodes 134 amino acids. Lineage: Eukaryota; Metazoa; Arthropoda; Insecta; Diptera; Drosophilidae. Gene Ontology annotation, cellular component: vacuole; phagocytic vesicle; late endosome. The transcript is spliced from 2 exons. The record is from RefSeq and is a predicted model, not a curated record.